This is a messenger RNA of Emericellopsis atlantica, 3384 nucleotides long. RefSeq names its product SNF2 superfamily RAD5 protein. The coding region runs from base 1 to 3384 and encodes 1127 amino acids. Gene Ontology annotation, molecular function: ATP-dependent chromatin remodeler activity; ATP binding; zinc ion binding. The record is from RefSeq and is a predicted model, not a curated record. The transcript is spliced from 2 exons. NCBI's taxonomy places the organism in Eukaryota, Fungi, Ascomycota, Sordariomycetes, Hypocreales, Bionectriaceae.
AUGGACUUUCGAUCAUCACAGGAGCCUCCUGUGAAGAAACGUCGCUUCUUCCAUGAGCAAGGCGAGCAGGCUUCGUCUGAUCCUAUUGCGUUCAGCCCUCGAGAUGACAGCCCCCAAGUCCACAAGGAGCGCCCUCUGGGAGAAGAGAUUGACGGCGAACCCGAAAAUAGGCAAGUGUUGGUCGAAAGAUCAGCAAACGAGACGCCAACACGCGUCCGGACACAGCCGCCCGCUCAGCUCCAACACGAGUCCUCGUCUGUAACUUUCGAUAAGGAUACCUUCGAGGCCUUUGUUGGUGCCAACGUCAGCAGCGAUGUUAUCUCGAUUAUCCAGGCUCACUGCGGUGGAAACCUCGAGCGAGCUGUCAACAUGUACUUUGACGGCACAUACAAGAAGCUUCAGAAACCACCAUCACUAGGUACUCUCAUCCGGCCGCAACCCUCGAGCCAAAACUCUCCAACGACUACACCGAACAGCGAGACACCGCCGCCUACUCGGCAAGAUGUUCCCAGAGAGCGAUAUCUUGGUGCUUUCGGAGCUGAAGGUUGGGCUACAUGCAGCGGCACGAAUCUACUAAAGCAUGGCGAUAUCGUGAGGAUUGAGCGGCAGGUCGCACAGACAUCCGCAGCGAAAUCAAAGAGCCGGCAAAUCCAAGCGAGAAAGACCGACGUUCUUGUGCGGUUCACGACGCAACAAGGCCGUGAAAUAGGGCGCCUCCAAAGAGAUACGUCCGCAUGGGUGUCCGUGUUGAUCGACCAGAAGCUAUGCAGAUUCGAUGCUGUUUGCGUUUACGCCCCAGAGAGACUGCGAACCAACGAGACAGUCUUUCUGCAACUCAAGUGCCAUUUUCUGAACUCUGCUUUUCAGAGGCGAGGCUUCAAGUUGGCCGACGACAGGUCUACCAGGCCUUUCGAACAAGAGGAGACGACAGACGAAAAGAACCUCAGGUUGCGACAGACAGCCAUGGUGCGACUGUUUCAGGAGGUCAAUCUGCAGCCUACAGUCGCCAAUGAGAAAGCCAGUGAAGGUCGAAAAGGCCUGUUGAAGGCAGCCGAGAUGGACGAGAAGAAGCAGAAGGAGGCCCAGAAGGCGGAAAAGCCCAGCGAUUCUACACCUCCGUCCGAAGAGGAGGGACAGGAGCUAGAGCAGGAUCAGCUCGAUGCUUUGUACAAGAAGGCGCAGUCCUUUGACUUCAACACUCCGGAAGCUGAGCCAGCGGACACUUUUGCCAUGACUCUUCGAACAUACCAGAAGCAAGCGCUGCACUGGAUGAUGGCCAAAGAGAAAGACGAGAGAAGUAGCCGCGAACCAUCGAUGCAUCCACUGUGGGAAGAGUACGUCUGGCCCACCAAGGACGUAGAUGACAAUGAUCUACCCUUGUUCAGCGGAAAGGAGAAGUUCUACGUCAAUCCGUACUCUGGGGAUCUCACCCUCGACUUCCCCGAACAAGAGCAACACUGUCUCGGCGGCAUACUGGCUGAUGAGAUGGGACUUGGAAAGACGAUCCAGAUGUUGAGUCUGAUUCACUCUCAUCGCUCCGAGGUAGCCCGACAAGCCAGUCUUACAGGCAUAUCAGAUGUGAAUCAACUCCCGAGGCUCGGAGCCAAUGCGUCGGGUGUGCUUGAUGCACCUUGCACCACGCUCGUCAUCGCGCCAAUGUCGCUUCUGGCGCAGUGGCAGAGCGAGUCGGAGAAAGCCUCCAAGGAGGGGACCAUGAAGAUUGAGCUAUACUACGGCGCCGAGAAGAGCAACAACCUGCAAUCACUCUGCGCAGGGGGCAAUGUAUCGCGGGCGCCUGACAUUGUCAUCACCAGUUAUGGCAUCGUUCUGUCCGAGUUCAGCGCCAUUGCUGCUCGUGAUGGCGACAAGUCCUGGCACAAGGGCAUCUUCUCAUUGAAGUUUUUCCGUGUCAUUCUGGACGAGGCCCAUCACAUCAAGAACCGAGCUUCGAAGACUGCCAAAGCUUGCUACGAUAUUUCGGCGUCUCAUCGCUGGGUCCUGACCGGUACGCCCAUUGUCAACAGGCUGGAAGACCUCUUCAGUCUGGUGCGCUUCUUGGGCGUCGAGCCGUGGAACAACUUCUCCUUCUGGCGUACAUUCAUCACGGUGCCAUUCGAGUCGGGCGAGUUUGUUAGGGCGCUAGAUGUGGUGCAGACCGUGCUAGAGCCUCUAGUCAUGCGUCGCACAAAGGACAUGAGAACUCCGACUGGUGAACCCUUGGUACCCCUUCCGCCGAAGCAGAUUGACGUUGUAGAGAUUGAGCUGUCUGAAACAGAGCGAGGCGUCUACGACCACAUAUUCACCCGAGCGAAGCGGACGUUCUCUCAGAACCUCGAAGCCGGUACGGUGUUCAAGGCAUACACGACCAUCUUUGCUCAGCUGCUGCGAUUGAGGCAGUCGUGCUGUCACCCCAUGCUGGUUCGCAACCGCGAGAUUGCGGCUGAGGAGGAGGACGUCAAUGCGGCGGCUGAUGCUGCCACCGGUCUGGCCGACGAUAUGGACCUGGACGCCUUGCUGAGUCACUUUACGGUCGCCGUUGAGGAGGCCUCCAAGGAUAGCAACCAAACCUUUGGCGCGCAUGCGCUGAAGGAGAUUCGCGACGAAUCGGAAAAGGAGUGCCCCCUGUGCUUCGAAGAGCCGAUGAACGACCAACUCGUGACCGGGUGUUGGCAUUCGGCCUGCAAGAAAUGCAUCCUGGACUACAUGCGGCAUGAGACAGAUCGAGGCGAGGUCCCCAAGUGCUUCAACUGCCGAGAGCCCCUCGACAAGCGGGAUCUAUUCGAGGUUGUGCGCAACGAGGAUGAUGUCGACCCCGAGACGAACAAACCUCGGAUCAGUCUGCAGCGUCUCGGGGCCAACACGUCUUCCGCCAAGAUUGUCGCUCUCCUGAGCCAUCUUCGUGCCCUACGCAAGGAGCAUCCGCAGAUGAAGUCGGUCAUCUUCUCGCAAUUCACGUCCUUCCUGUCGCUGAUCGAGCCCGUUCUCACGCGCGCCAACAUCAAGUUUCUCCGUUUGGACGGUUCGAUGGCGCAAAAGGCCCGGGCGGCCGUGCUGCGCGAGUUCGCCGAGGGUCAGGGCUUCACAGUGCUCCUCAUUAGUCUGCGCGCUGGCGGCGUAGGCCUCAAUCUCACGAGCGCCGGUCGUGUUUUCAUGAUGGACCCGUGGUGGAGCUUUGCGGUCGAGGCGCAAGCGAUUGACCGCGUGCACCGCAUGGGGCAAGAGAGCGAAGUGUUUGUCAAGCGGUUUGUGGUCAAGGGCAGCGUGGAGGAGAGGAUGCUCCGAGUCCAAGAACGGAAGAAGUUUAUUGCAACAUCUCUUGGCAUGAUGAGCGACGAGGAGAAGAAGAUGCAGCGCAUCGAGGAUAUCAAGGAAUUGUUGAGCUAA